AUGCAAAAUAUAGAGACCACGAAGUCUGGUGAUUCUGUUUCGUCAUUUAAUAGUGAAAAUGGCGAUGAGACAACAACAACCCCAGAAGUCACCAGUAAACGAAACAAACUCAUCAUCAUGGUGCUAUUGAGUGUAACGUAUUUCCUUCUAGCAUCAGUCUACGCUCUUCUUGCACCAUUUUUUCCUCAAGAGGCCAAAAAUAGGAAUGUUAAACAUUUCGAAAUCGGUCUUAUAUUUGCGAUUUAUCCAUUUUUCAUUUUUCUCAUCUCUCCAAUAUGUGGCAUUAUGAUGCCUCGUAUUGGUGUUGUAUUUACGUUAUGGGCUGGUUUAUUCUUCGAAGCGGGUUGCAGCAUUCUUUUCGGGUUUUUACCUAAUAUUUUGGAUCACCAAACAUUCGUAGCAUUUUGCUUACUUAUACGGGGUAUGCAAGGUAUUGGUGCUGCAUGUUCUCAGACCGCAGCUUUAGCUAUGAUGUCAUCGAUUUUCCCUGAUAAUGUUGCAACAACUACCAGCACAUUAGAAAUCUUUGGUGCAUUGGGAUUCAUGACAGGGCCUCCCAUUGGUGGCUUAUUGUUUCAGGCCGGCGGUUUUAAGCUACCAUUUAUUGUUUUAGGAUCGACGUUGUUGGUGAUUGGAUGUGUUGUCAUUUACUUUAUUCCACGAAUUUCACAUGCAGCUAGUGCACCUCCAGUAACGCUAAUGAAGCAGUUAUUGAUCCGUCCAAGAGUUAUUAUUAUGUGUAUAGGAAUAAUUUUACAAAUGCUUCUAUUUGGUUUUCUUGAUCCAACACUUUCACUUCACUUAAAGCCGCUAAAUUUAACACCACCUGAACUUGGAGCCGUAUUUCUCGCGCUGGGCGCUGGCUAUGGGAUUUUCUCUCCAAUAUUCGGAUGGUUAUCAGAUCGCUUUGGAUACCGACCUUUCAUUAUUGGUGGCAAUUUUGCAAUGGGAGUAGCAUUGAUGUUUCUUGGACCCGCUCCUUUCUUUAAAAUUCCGCUUAAUCAAUCCCCUGGAGUUGAUGAAACAGAAAAAGAUUUCGUAUUAUAUGCAGUAGUUUCUGGUCUAUUUUCAUCUGCUUCUUCACUCGGUCAAGUAUUAGGUCCUAUUGUGGGGGGAACUUUCACGUCAACAUCAGAUGCACUGUUUCGGAAGACUUCUGCGGGGAUAGGCUUUGCCGUCGCUGCUGAAGGUUUAAUAGUAAUUCUGUUAACUCUUUGGGAAAAACUAUAUAAAAAGAAGACUGAACGGAUUCUUAGAACUAACCCAAUGAAACUUUUACAAGUUCGUGUCAUCAUUGAAGAUUUAUAUGAUUUACCAUUAUAG
Trichoplax adhaerens is the source of this 1323-nucleotide messenger RNA. RefSeq lists its product as uncharacterized. The transcript has 15 exons. Gene Ontology annotation, biological process: transmembrane transport. Lineage: Eukaryota; Metazoa; Placozoa; Uniplacotomia; Trichoplacea; Trichoplacidae. The coding region runs from base 1 to 1323 and encodes 440 amino acids. Gene Ontology annotation, molecular function: transmembrane transporter activity. The record is from RefSeq and is a predicted model, not a curated record.